UCGAACAAUUUAUGAAUCAUUAGAUCAAGCAUGGUCGAUUCUUCGUAUUUUCCCAAAAGAAAUGUUAAAUCGUAUACCACAAAAAGUUUUGCAAGAAUUUUAUCAUCGUGAUAGAAAAUCGAAGGGAACUCUUAGGAGUAAAGCUUCGACAGAUGAAUGA
Messenger RNA from Dentiscutata heterogama, 160 nucleotides. Lineage: Eukaryota; Fungi; Glomeromycota; Glomeromycetes; Diversisporales; Gigasporaceae. The record is from the annotation of a GenBank genome assembly.